AGGAGGGAACUACUUGGCCAACUGUUAAGUCGAAAUUACCGAUCUUCUUGCCUUCUUUAUUUCUCAUCUUGCAAACUGUGUCUCAAUCUCCCUAUCAACAUGACUACAAACGCUUCUCCCUCCAUAUAAAUUAAACCUUGAACAAAACUCAACACUCAAGAAGUUGAAGCUCAGAAUCAAAAUCAUGAACACCAACAUGAACAUGAGGCUUAAAUCUGCGGAAAUCUGUUUGAUAUUAGCAUUUAUUCUCAGCUUCAUCCGCCACGUAUCCACUCUGUCAAUAAAUGUAAACGAAGUAGAAUGUGUGUACGAAGAAAUCAUGCACGAAGGCGAUAAGGUUUCAGGGAGUUUCGUCGUCAUCGAUCAUGAUAUAUUCUGGAGCUCUGAUCAUCCCGGAAUUGACAUGACUGUGACAUCUCCGGCGGGCCACGAUGUGUACAGUCUGAAGGGAACAUCGGGGGACAAAUUCGAAUUCAAAGCGAUCUAUAGUGGGAUGUACCAGUUCUGUUUUCAUAAUCCCAUUUCAACACCGGAAGUUGUUUCUUUCCACAUUCAUGUGGGUCAUAUCCCCAAUGAGCAGGAUUUGGCAAAAGACGAGCAUUUGGACCCGAUUUAUAUUAAGAUUGCGGAGCUAAGGGAGGCGUUGGAGUCUGUCACUGCAGACCAAAAAUACUUGAAAGCAAGGGAUGCGCGACAUCGACACACGAAUUUGAGCACCCGGAAACGCGUAAUUUUCUACACAAUCUCAGAGUAUUUCUUGUUGGCUGGUGCGAGUACACUUCAAGUGAUGUACAUUCGACGCUUGUUCAGCAACUCAGGUUAUGCAAGAGUUUGAUUUUAAUUUAAAUUUAGGGAGGUAAUGAAAAUGUUAAUGAUUUUGACAACAUUAAGUUAAUAAUUUUGUGGCAGUUUUAUUCUAUUUUUUAUUUAAAAAAUUUAUCAAAUACCCACUUAAGCAAUGUUUCACAUGAUAAACUUAAUGAAUGAGAGUGAUUGUUUGGCUGGGGCAUAAUUACCA
Molecule: messenger RNA, 1018 nt
Organism: Mangifera indica (mango)
Lineage: Eukaryota; Viridiplantae; Streptophyta; Magnoliopsida; Sapindales; Anacardiaceae
Product: transmembrane emp24 domain-containing protein p24beta3-like
Exons: 4
Coding region: 185-835 (216 amino acids)
Biological process (GO): Golgi organization; endoplasmic reticulum to Golgi vesicle-mediated transport; intracellular protein transport
Cellular component (GO): COPII-coated ER to Golgi transport vesicle; endoplasmic reticulum-Golgi intermediate compartment; endoplasmic reticulum
Source: RefSeq, a predicted model, not a curated record